Molecule: messenger RNA, 2236 nt
Organism: Nymphaea colorata (pocket water lily)
Lineage: Eukaryota; Viridiplantae; Streptophyta; Magnoliopsida; Nymphaeales; Nymphaeaceae
Product: L-type lectin-domain containing receptor kinase SIT2-like
Exons: 1
Coding region: 1-2007 (668 amino acids)
Biological process (GO): protein phosphorylation
Cellular component (GO): plasma membrane
Molecular function (GO): carbohydrate binding; ATP binding; protein kinase activity
Source: RefSeq, a predicted model, not a curated record
AUGGCCAUUCAUCUGCCAUGGUUUCUCCUCUUUUUUCUUCUUUCUCACGUCCGCACAUCACCUGCAACUUCCCUCAACAGCACCUUUUCCUUCAAUGGCUUCCAACCGUCAGACCUGAGCUUAUCUGGCUUUGCAACUGUUAUCAGCACGGGGGCUCUUCAACUGACCAACGGUCAACGUACCAUGAAUCUUCCAGGCAUCACAGGACAAGCGUUCUACCCGGCCAUUCUCCAAUUCAAAAAGGGUCCUUCGGCUACGACUACUCGAUCUUUCAGCACACAUUUUCUCUUCGAAAUCGUAUCCAAGGACCAGAAACCAGGUGGUCAUGGCUUCGCCUUCGUCUUGGCACCCUCCACCAACUUCUGCUCUGCCUCUGGAGGCCCCUUCCUCGGCUUCGUCAACCAGUCGAACAACGUAAACCCAAACAAUCAUAUAUUCGCAGUUGAAUUCGACACAGUUCAACAAGUAGAUUUGGAAGACAGAGAUGGAAACCAUGUGGGCAUCGACGUCAAUGGUGUGAUCUCCAAUACCUCCGAAUCUGCUGCUUAUUAUACAGAGCUUAACAAGAAAGAAACGGUGCUUCUGGACAGCCAGACGCCCAUCCAAGCAUGGAUUGAAUAUGACGGGAAGGGGAAGCAGCUGAAUGUCACCAUAGCCCCAUUGUCGCACCCACUCAAGCCUACCCGCUCGCUCAUAUCAUAUUCCAUUGACCUGUCUCCUAUUCUGCUUGAACACAUGUAUGUUGGCUUCUCUUCUGGUACGCAAAAGCUAUUCAGCAAGCACUAUAUCUUGGCUUGGAGCUUCACGAUGGAAGGAAAAGCACAAGAGUUGGACCUCUCACGCCUUCCUUCUGUUCCUCGGGAUCGUACUCCUCUAGGGAAGUCUUUAAAGCUGUACCUAUACCUUUCUGUAGCAUUAGUGAUUAUAUUGUUUCUCAUUAUUACAAUUAGCAUCUGUUAUUGGACCCAUAAGAAGAGUAAGCUCACAUCUGAGAAGGUAGAGGAAUGGGAGAUGGACUACCCACAUAGGUUCCCGUACAGGGAACUCUACAGGGCAACCAAGGGUUUCAAGGAGGAGUUGGGGAAAGGAGGUUUCGGCAGCGUCUACAAAGGUGUGCUGCCCAGGAGCGGAAUGGAAGUUGCAGUGAAAAAAGUAUCACAUAGUUCGAAGCAGGGGAUAAGAGAGUUUGUGGCAGAAGUAUCAAGCUUGGGGAGGAUGAGACACAGAAACCUGGUCCAGUUGCAGGGUUGGUGUAGACGAGGCGAGGAGCUGCUCCUUGCCUAUGAAUUCAUGCCAAAGGGGAGUCUGGACAGUCAUCUUUUUGGGAUAAGAAGGAAAAGCCUGAGUUGGGAACAGAGGUUCAAGAUUGUCAAGGGAAUUGCUUCUGGUCUGCUGUAUCUGCAUGAGGAGUGGGAGCAAGUGGUUGUGCACAGAGACGUUAAAGCGAGUAAUGUAUUGUUGGAUGGUGAUCUAAAUGGCAGGUUGGGUGAUUUUGGGCUUUCUAGACUCUAUGAGCAUGGGACCAACCCCAAAACAACCAAAAUCGUUGGGAGUUUUGGGUACAUGGCGCCGGAGCUUUCCCGCACCUGCAAGUUCACGACGAGCUCCGAUGUGUACUCUUAUGGUGCCUUGCUCCUAGAGAUGGCCUGUGGAAGGAGGCCUAUUGAGCCAGAGAGACCCUGCGACGAGAUGAUUCUGGUGGAGUUAGUCCACUCUCUGUGGAAGGGUGGACGAAUACUGGACGCCAUGGACAACAAGCUUGGGAAUAGCUAUGUGGUGGAGGAAGCAGAGCUUGUGCUGAAGCUUGGCGUGCUCUGUUCACAGGCUGCACCUGAAUCAAGGCCAAACAUGCGGCAACUGACUCAGUUUCUCAAUGGUGGUGCCUCCCUACAAGAUCUGGAAUGCCAUAAUAUUGUUAUUCAAGACGAUCCAGGCAUGGACCAACUAAUUCUGCAGUACUCUUCCUCUGCCAUUCUAUCAUCAACUUCAGGAAACUCAGGAUCAUAACUUAUUAACACAACUCCAGCAUGUCAUUGCAGAGGCAUCAAUCAAAAAGUCAUAGAUCAGUAUAUCCUUUCUCAAGUUGUCAAACUAGCAGAAUGCCAUCCUUUGCUCGAGGUUCUGGUUGGCUACAAGAUCUCUCACAUCUGUUAUUUUUGGAGCUGAGUGCCAGCCCGUACGUACACCGUUUGUGUACUCCUUGUAUUCGGUCUGGCAAAAUCUUUGUAUGAUUUAC